UUACCUUGUAUUUGACCUGGUCACUGGUGGUGAACUCUUUGAAGAUAUAGUAGCCAGAGAAUUUUACAGUGAAGCAGAUGCAAGUCACUGCAUGCAGCAAAUCUUAGAGAGCGUCAGUUAUUGCCAUCAACACAGUGUGGUCCACAGAGACCUCAAGCCUGAAAAUUUACUCCUUGCAAGUAAGGCCAAAGGGGCAGCAGUUAAGUUAGCAGAUUUUGGACUAGCAAUUGAAGUUCAGGGAGAACAGCAGGCAUGGUAUGGUUUUGCUGGUACCCCGGGAUAUUUAUCACCGGAAGUUCUAAGAAAAGAUCCGUAUGGAAAACCAGUAGACAUAUGGGCAUGUGGUGUGAUAUUAUACAUUUUGUUAGUGGGUUACCCCCCAUUUUGGGACGAAGACCAACACAGGUUAUAUGCACAAAUUAAAGCAGGGGCAUAUGAUUACCCUUCACCAGAGUGGGACACAGUGACACCCGAGGCUAAGAAUCUCAUCAACAGCAUGCUGACAGUCAACCCUGCAAAGCGUAUCACAGCAGGGGAUGCACUGAAGCAUCCAUGGAUUUGUCAAAGAGAGCGUGUUGCUUCUGUUGUUCAUAGACAAGAAACAGUGGAUUGUCUCAAGAAAUUCAAUGCAAGGCGCAAACUUAAGGGUGCAAUUCUUACUACCAUGUUGGCUACUCGCAACUUUUCAAGUAAUGUUGUCGCUGGUGCCAAUGGAUCUCAAGGAUCCAACCCGGGCUCAGUGUCCAUGAACAAUACUAUUGCAAAACAGGUCACAGCAAUCCAAGUCUCUAGUAGGAGUCUAAUUAACAAGAAAAACGAUGGCAUUAAAGAGUCCACGGACAGCAGCACUACUGUAGAAGAUGAGGAUAGCAAAGUGACAUUUUCAAUAGCACCUCUGGACAGUAAGAAUAAAUUAGGGCGAAAGCAAGAGAUUAUCAAACUGACAGAACAGUUGAUAGCAGCCAUUACUAGUGGAGAUUAUGAUGGAUACACUAAAUUUGUAGAUCCUCAGUUGACUUGCUUCGAACCAGAAGCAUUUGGUAAUUUAAUAGAAGGAAUGGAAUUUCACAAGUUCUACUUUGAUAAUGUGUUAGCUAAGAAUAGCAAAGCUGUGAAUACCAGUAUUUUGAACCCACAUGUUCACCUGCUUGGAGAGGAUGCUGCCUGCAUAGCAUAUAUUCGUCUUACUCAGUAUAUUGACAAGAAUGGAUUGCCAAAAACAAUGCAGUCUGAAGAGACUAGGGUUUGGCAGCGAAGGGAUGACAGCAAGUGGCAGAAUGUGCAUUUUCAUCGCUCUGGAGCACCAUCAGCACCAGCUAAGUAAAGACUUGCACAUGGACGCAGAACUACACACAAGAAUCUUGUCCCAUUAGCCAGGAGCCAGACAGUCUGACUGGAGUGAAAAUCUAAAAAAUAAACAGAAGUUGCAGUGGUGGUGUAUUUUCUCUCUGUAGUUGAUGUCAGACUUAACUCAAACUGGAUGAAAUUUUUUAUCCUCUUAAGAGGGCAAAGGGUUGUUUUCAGCAUUAUAUUUCAACUUUUCAUGCAAGCAACCUGAUUCACUGAGUUUUCAAAGUCAGUAUAAUUACUGCUGUAGCAUAGUUUGAAGAUUCAUUUCUUUAAUUUUUUGCUAGGUCCGUGCUCUGUUGUUUUUUUUUUUUUAUGUUUAUGCUGCUACCUCAGUGCUUGAUCAAUUUCCCCUUUUCUUAAUGUGAUACUUUGUAAACAGCACCCCUAUUUGUAGGGCAAGUGAACACUAUCAAGGUAGUUAUGCCAUUUGUAAUUCAGCACAUGGAUGCAGAGGUAUGAAAAUAUGGUUAAAAGUUUUUUUCUGUAGUGGUUUCAAAGGAAUGUUUUAGGCUACUUGUCACUUACCAUGUUUGACUCAUUAAGUGCAAUAAAAUUGGGCAAUUGCAAAUGAUGACAUUAUUAUGCCUUUUUAAUUCAUUUAGAAACUUUGCACAGGAUAUGAAUCUAGGACUUUAAAGCCAAAAUUUUGUUCUAGUGAUAUUUUCCCCAUAUGUUCUUUGAGCUCACAGGUAAAAAUUUGUAUAGCUUUACAUUUAUAUUUUUCUCUUUAUUUACCAUAGAUGAAGUUUGUGCACAUAAGAAUUUUUGUUUAAUGUUAUAGCAAUGCCUGAAUCCAUUAGAAGGUGGUAAAUUUGCUAACAACUUUAAAGGAAAGGGAGGGGCUAGCACUACAAAUUAAUUUAAUUAGGUAACUGGGGCUAGCUUGUGAGUAAUCAGUUAUUGUAUCCAUUAACUACUCUGAAGUGUUGAUUACGCAAACAAUUCCCAGGUGAUAAAGGUUGUUGAAAAAAAAAUACAACACAUUACAUUGCACCUUGGAUUAUAAUGGUGUUGCAAAUGUUACUCACAUCGCUUGUAAUUGGUACCAAAAACCAGAGAAGUAAUUGGAAUGGAUUUAUUGCGCCUUCUGGUGUAUUCUUAAAUGGUAGGUUUGUUUCUUGUUUUGAAUAUUGUUUUAUUAAAUGUCUUAGACCUACAGAUGUUUUUAUUGCUUGUUGGUGUGAUUGUUAUCAAAUAAUGAAACCGUUUGAAAUGAAGCUUCAAGGGAGUAUAGACAUUUGUUUGAAGGGUUAUUUUGUAAUUACUUGGAUAUAAUAUGAUGCUAUGUUUAUGUGCAUUUUUAUUACUAAAGACUAAACCAUGUAAAUAAUGUUUCUUUAAUUAGCAUGGAGUAUGGAGAUGUAGCAAGAUAUUUGUCAAAAAGAAAAAAAAAAACCUAAUGCUGACAUAGCUGUAUCACAGGAUAAGAGAAAGAGAACAAACAUGUAUGUAUAUAAGCUGAUCUGACGUGUGUUUUUCUUGAUUUUACAAAAAUUGAAUAAUUAAUACAUUCAUCUUAAGCUCUAGGAAUAACUUAAAUUAACUCUGCAUUGUGAAAAUCUGUUUUGUGCAUGGCCAAACCUACCAAGCCAUUUAAUUUAAUCAGAACUAUUUGGACUUUUCUGAAGUGCUUAUUUCUUACUGUUACUUUGAACUUUGAGGAUCAUUCUAAUUUUUCCUAGAGGUAUGCUUGGAUGCCUUGAUAGGAUAAUUUUAUCUUGGUUACCAGACCGCAGAUGGAUCCCUCACUUAAACCAAGUGUAAUAAGGUAUUGGUGCAUUGAAAUGAUGUUAUUUAGAACAAAUUAAGCAGAAUGGAAUUCCCUUUUUUAUCAUUAUUAUAUGCAAAUGUAUUGUAGUAGACUUAUUAAUGUAUACUGAAUAUUAUGGUAUUUCUUCAAGUGUUUUCUCCAUUAUAUCAUAGUUUCUAAUGGCUGUGGAUUUGCUUUUUUGAAAAUGCCGCCUUGAUUUCAUGAUUUCAACAGGCAGAUAAUGUUAUUUUACUGACUUAGAUAUGUGGUUAUGUGUGAGUAAAUUGACUGGUGGUUACUGGUGAAAUUUUCAACAUGUUAACAAUUACAUUUAGAAGUGGCUUGUAAUUUUCAUUUCAGUAAAUUCUCAAGUAGUCUUUGGCAUUAUUAUAUGCGACAAAUGAAGUACAAGGUUAUGGUAGCAUUUUCUUGUACUAUUUAUAAUGUCACUUUUUUGAUGCAAUGGUCAGUCAUUUUGUCAUUUUAGUGCCAUAAAUCUUGUCUCCAGUAAGUUGAAGUUCAUAGAUUCAAAUUUAUUUCAAAACUUUAAAAGAUAUUAUUGUUUAUGGAAGUUGUGCAAAAAGCAAGGUAUUUCUGCCUGCAUUUAAGUGCAUAUAAUAUUUUUACGCAGAUAGUUCAUUCAGAUAAUGUGAAAUCAAGAAUCAAUAUUAAAUUUUUUAAAUGGUAUUGAAAAUCAUGAAUUAGUGGUGUUGGUUUUGUGUGUUGUGAUCUUGGUCUUUAAAAAUUUGAAGCAAGCUGCAGGAGUUAAUUAACUGGGUUUGAAUAGACACUGUGGGGAGAGUAAAACCAUACAGUUUGCCUGUCUACCAUUCAUACAUGGUUGAUAAAUUGACAAAUCCCUUGCUUGAAAAUUACUGCUAGUCAUUUACUGUUAGAUCAUGAGAUUGAUUAAUUUUGAUUCAAUUUUCAGAAUAAUCAUUUGAAUUCUAAAGUUGUACUAUUGUAUUAAGUAAGUGAUUUGUGAGCUACUGGUGAUCGGUAGCGUUGUUAGUAUUCGUAAUCUAAGUUCAAUCCUUUUAUUCAUGUCUCUGUUGUAAUUGAAUGCCAUUAUCUUUAAAAAAUCACCCUUGUGCUGAUUUUUUUUCUUGACCAUUUUAAUACUUCAGGUAAUAAAAUACUGUGUACUAGAGCCCAAAGAA
This is a messenger RNA of Lingula anatina, 4260 nucleotides long. Its product is annotated as calcium/calmodulin-dependent protein kinase type II subunit delta. Gene Ontology annotation, biological process: protein phosphorylation. The record is from RefSeq and is a predicted model, not a curated record. Gene Ontology annotation, molecular function: calcium/calmodulin-dependent protein kinase activity; calmodulin binding; ATP binding. NCBI's taxonomy places the organism in Eukaryota, Metazoa, Brachiopoda, Lingulata, Lingulida, Lingulidae.